AUGGCAGCCACGAGCCAGACUUGGCUGAUUACUGGUGCCUCGUCAGGCCUGGGCAAGUCACUUGCUUCCGAAGCUCUCAAGGCUGGCUACAAAGUUAUUGGGACCACGCGUGACAUCGGCAAGGCUGAAGCCUCCUACGCUGACUUCUCAGCCAACGGUGGGAUCUGGGUAGGUCUAGAUCCUGCCCAAAAUGAUGCGUACGAUCGAUUCGUGAAGUGCUCCCAGGAACACAAUGUGGAUAUUCUGGUCAACAAUGCAGGCUACGCUUUCAUUGGUGGCGUUGAGGAUACAAGUGAGUCUGAAGUUCGUGAUCAAAUGGAGGUGAACUUUUAUGGGCCCCUUCGUGCUGUCCGGGCCUGUUUGCCGGUCAUGCGUGCAAGGGGCUCUGGUCACAUCAUUCUUAUCAGCAGUGGUGCCGGUUUCAUAGCACGUCCUGGAAGAGCGACUUAUUCGGCCAGUAAAUUUGGGAUUGAAGCUAUUCAUGAGUCGCUUUCUCAUGAGGUCAAGCCUCUCGGCAUCAAAGUCUUGAUCGUGGAGCCGGGCGCUUUUCGUACCCCAUUCUCGAGCCGUAUAAUUACUCCUUCCCAGUUUGAGAAUGGCUUCAGUGAGGCCUAUAAGGGCACCGCCGUGGAGCAGAUGGUCACUUUAACUCAACAACUUGCAUCGAUGCCGGACUAUGUCAAAGGCGACCCGGAUAAGGCUGCACAGGCAAUUAUCAAGGCUACUGUGACUGGCUAUAAUUAUCUUCGUAUGCCACUUGGGACAGAUUGUGUAGUCGCUUUGGAGUCAAAGAUUGCAGAGCUACAGAGAGACCUGGAGGCAACUCGAUUAAUUGCGACAAGCACUGAUGUCGAUUAA
Messenger RNA from Penicillium longicatenatum, 858 nucleotides. RefSeq names its product SDR family oxidoreductase. NCBI's taxonomy places the organism in Eukaryota, Fungi, Ascomycota, Eurotiomycetes, Eurotiales, Aspergillaceae. The record is from RefSeq and is a predicted model, not a curated record. Gene Ontology annotation, molecular function: oxidoreductase activity. Bases 1 to 858 code for a protein of 285 amino acids. The transcript is spliced from 3 exons.